Messenger RNA from Nicrophorus vespilloides, 663 nucleotides. RefSeq names its product selenium-binding protein 1-A-like. The coding region runs from base 88 to 663 and encodes 191 amino acids. NCBI's taxonomy places the organism in Eukaryota, Metazoa, Arthropoda, Insecta, Coleoptera, Silphidae. Gene Ontology annotation, molecular function: selenium binding. The record is from RefSeq and is a predicted model, not a curated record. The transcript has 3 exons.
AACGUGGUUCUCCAGUGAAAUACAAACACAUCACUUCACCAUUUUCUUGAUUAACUUUUUGAAAACGGUCUAAGUUUUAUUGCAAAAAUGGAGGUCGACAAAUGCGAUAAUGGAAAUACUGAGGUGGAGAGUUGCUAUAAUGAAGAUAUAGAUGAGGAUAAUAGCGAUACUGAAAAUACCGAGGUGGAUAAAUGUUGUGGACCCGGUUAUGCAACUCCCAUGGACGCUUUUCUCCACGGCAAAAGGGAAAAACUGCUGUACGUGAUUUGCGUUCAACCGAAUCCGGAAGGUUAUAAAUCCGAUAUCUUGUCCACCGUUGAUGUCAACCCAAAGUCAAAGACUUACCAACAGAUCAUCCACACGUUGCCAACUGGCAAAAUCAACGAUGAGAUCCAUCACUCAGGAUGGAACACCUGUUCCAGUUGCCAUGGUAAGAAAGCGCACGUCCGCGACAAGUUGAUCUUGCCGUGCUUGGGAUCCGACAGGGUUAUUAUCGUGGAAACAGGAAAGAAGCCGCGUUCUCCCAGCAUCCACAAGAUCAUCGACUCCAGUGACAUGCAUAAAUACAACUGCGCGAGUCCACACACCAGCCACUGCUUGGCUAACGGUGACGUCAUGAUCAGCACUUUGGGAGUUAACCCUUUCAAGUCUGAUUUUUUUUAA